Molecule: messenger RNA, 1569 nt
Organism: Fusarium odoratissimum NRRL 54006
Lineage: Eukaryota; Fungi; Ascomycota; Sordariomycetes; Hypocreales; Nectriaceae
Exons: 5
Coding region: 1-1569 (522 amino acids)
Biological process (GO): transmembrane transport
Cellular component (GO): membrane
Molecular function (GO): transmembrane transporter activity
Source: RefSeq, a predicted model, not a curated record
AUGGGUUUUCCCUCGUACACGGCGUCCAAUGCCGUCAUCUACGUCACUUAUGCCCUGUUUCUACUGAUGGGAACCGGCAUUGCUUGGAAGAUGAGAAAUCAGUCAAAGGCCGAUUUCCUUUCAGGAAAUGGAACUCAGACGGCCUUCCCCUUGGCCCUCAACUUCAUCGCCUCCGCUCUCGGAUCCGGUAUUCUCUUCUCGUAUCCUGAGCUGGCCACCAUUUCUGGUGUCCAGGGCAUGAUCGUCUACGCUCUUGCGUCGUCGCUGCCCAUGCUCAUCUUUGGAUACCUUGGCCCUAUCAUCCGACGACGAUGCCCUGAGGGUUUCGUCCUCACCGAGUGGACUCGCCAGCGAUACGGUGUUAUCACUAUGCUGUAUCUGAGCUUCAUGUCUCUUGUGACCUUGUUCUUGUACAUGGUUGGUGAGCUGUCGGCUAUUGGACAGGUUGUUAAUGCCAUGACUGGCCUCAAGCCCCUUCCGGUUAUGAUUGUUCAGUGCGCUGUCACAACUAUCUAUACCUCCCUCGGCGGAUUCAGAAUCUCGUUCAUCACCGAUGUUGCCCAGGGUACCAUGGUUAUCGGUCUCGUCAUUAUCGCCGCCAUCACCAUUGGCGCGAAGACAGAGAUUCAGCGACCUCUCAUCGAGGAGUCUGGUCUCACCAAAUCCAACCUCCUCGGCUGGCAGCUUCUGUACAUCCUCCCCGUUGCCGUCUUGACCAACGACUUCUUCCUCUCCUCCUUCUGGCUCCGAACCUUCGCCUCCAAGACUGACAAGGAUCUUCGAAUCGGUACCACCAUCGCCACUAUCGUCAUUCUGUGCAUCCUCACUCUUGUUGGUUCCACUGGUCUCAUCGCCGUUUGGUCCGGGGCUCUGUCUCUCAAGGAUGCUGCUGGUUCUGGAUCAGUCGCCUUUUUCGUGCUCCUCGAGACCCUUCCUAGCUGGGUUGUUGGCAUUGUGCUCGUCAUGGUCGUCACCAUGAGCACAGCUGCCUUUGACAGUCUUCAGUCUGCUAUGGUCUCCUCCGGCUCCAACGAUCUCUUCCGCAACAAGCUCAACAUCUGGUACAUCCGUGCCUUUGUCGUUCUCAUCAUCAUCCCCGUCAUCGUCAUCGCUCUCAAGGCCCCCUCCGUUCUUCAGAUCUGGCUCAUCACCGAUCUCAUCUCCGCUGCUACAAUUCCCGUCCUGGUGAUCGGUCUCGUCGACAAGUUCUACUGGUGGCGUGGCUUUGAGGUCGUUGUCGGUGGUCUCGGAGGUAUCCUGACUGUCUUCAUCUUUGGAUGCAUCUACUACGGCAACGCUCAGGAGGCCGGUGAGCUUCUCCUUGUGCAGAAGGGUCUCUACGGCAAUGACUGGAGUGCCUUUGGCGCUUUCGUCGCUGCCCCUGUCGGAAGUCUUCUCUGGGGCUGUGGUGCUCUUGCCCUCCGUCUUUCUUACCAGUACAUGUCUGCUAAGAUCCGAGGACAUCGCUUUGAUGCUCUUGAUCGCCCCGUGGACCUUCGUCCUUCAAGCACGGAGGAGGAUGUCCCCACUGAGAACCUCGUUUCUUCGACACCUGGCAAGUUCUUUUAA